GUAUGUAUGUGGAUUAGUGGAGGAUAAAUAAAUUCUGUAAAGAAAAAAGAAAGAAAAGAAAGAAAGAAGAUGAAGAUUGAAGAAAAAGGGAAUAUAAUUGCUUAUAUUUGCUUCUUCAAUAUCAUCUACACACUUUCAAUUCCAAUCCCUUCCAUUUAAUGAACCUUUCUACACAUUCCCUUUUCUCUUUCUCAUCUUUUACAAGUUUCAAUUUUGAUGACUACCCAAUUGGAAGAACAUGAUUAUAUAGGUUUAUCAGUUACACCUCCAAUGGGAAGUUCAGGUAAAGUUGCCGUUGUUUCGUCUGAAAAGGGUUUGAAUUUGAAAGCUACUGAACUGAGGCUUGGAUUACCGGGUACUGAGUCACCGGAGAGAGAUAUUGAUCUUCUUAAGGGUUUUGUUUCGGGUGCUAAAAGGGGACACUCUGAUUCUAUUAAUAGUCGUUCUGGUAAGUGGGUUUUCUCUGGUGGUGGUGAUGGAUCUGAACUUGAUUUGGGUAAACAUGCCGGAAUUUUCUCUCCAAGAGGUGUCAAUGGGAAGGAUGUUGUUGGUUGUGAGAUUGAAGUGAUUCCUCUGUCACCUAAACCGGUGCCUGAGAAGAUACCUACGAUUUCUGCUGUAAAUGGUCAUGGAAGUACCCCUUCUGCUAGCAAGGCUCAGGUAGUGGGAUGGCCUCCAAUUCGAUCUAAUCGUAAAAAUACAAUGGCGACUAGUGUCUAUGUGAAAGUCGGUAUGGAUGGUGCCCCAUACUUAAGGAAAGUUGAUCUAAAGAUUUACUCCAACUAUACAGAAUUGUCUUUAGCAUUGGAAAAGAUGUUUAGCUGUUUUAAAAUAGGGGAAUGUGAUUCUGAUGGAGUUUCAAGUUGUGAAGGAUUAACCACUGGUAGUCUUAAGGAUUCUGAAUAUAUGCUUACUUAUGAAGAUAAGGAUGGCGAUUGGAUGCUCGUUGGAGAUGUCCCAUGGGCAAUGUUCAUGAACACCUGCACAAGGAUGAGAAUCAUGAAAAGGUCGGAUGCAAAUGGUUUAGGUGCAAGUGACGCGGAGAAAUGCAAGAGUCGUGGUUAAGAGCCAAUUGAUGGGGGAGAAUACAAGAUUUGCGAUUAAGAUUCUAUUAUUGUGUUUACAAAACUAAAAUUGUUUUUAAUUAAGCUUGCAUGAUGCAUGUAACUGAAGAAAAUAGCUAUUGAUCAUAAGAGUAAUCCAUUUCAGCUCUGUUUUGACAUCAA
Molecule: messenger RNA, 1226 nt
Organism: Impatiens glandulifera
Lineage: Eukaryota; Viridiplantae; Streptophyta; Magnoliopsida; Ericales; Balsaminaceae
Product: auxin-responsive protein IAA27-like
Exons: 5
Coding region: 217-1065 (282 amino acids)
Biological process (GO): regulation of DNA-templated transcription
Cellular component (GO): nucleus
Molecular function (GO): protein binding
Source: RefSeq, a predicted model, not a curated record